This is a messenger RNA of Photinus pyralis (common eastern firefly), 776 nucleotides long. Its product is annotated as odorant receptor 4-like. The record is from RefSeq and is a predicted model, not a curated record. Bases 17 to 670 code for a protein of 217 amino acids. Gene Ontology annotation, molecular function: olfactory receptor activity; odorant binding. The transcript is spliced from 4 exons. Gene Ontology annotation, biological process: sensory perception of smell; detection of chemical stimulus involved in sensory perception of smell. Gene Ontology annotation, cellular component: plasma membrane. NCBI's taxonomy places the organism in Eukaryota, Metazoa, Arthropoda, Insecta, Coleoptera, Lampyridae.
CUAUCAAAACUUCGCGAUGAGCUGUUGCACGAUACUUUUCACGGCGACCGACCUACUGAUCGCUUCCGUGCUGGCCCACAUCAGUUAUCAGUUCAAAAUCUUGCAAAACUACGUGAGACGUCUCGUUAAGGACACCUACAUCGUCGAUUACAAGGGAAAUCCCAAUUUGGAAAUAUCUAAGGCCACUGCUUUGAUCCCCUGGAAGUAUUUACAAAGAUCGCAUGUCAAAUUCUUGAAGUACCAUCUGGCGGUGAUUGAUAUAGCCAGAGAGAUGGAGGAGGCCUUCAGCACGCUUCUCCUUUUGGUUUACUUGGGAACGAUCGGGUUGCUCUGCUUUGAAAUUUACAGAGGCUCUGUGUUAACCAAUUAUCUGCAGAUUGUCAGAACGUUGGGCGAAAUUGUGAGCUUUCUGGUGCAAAUCGGCACGUUAUCGUUUUGGGGAGAACAAGUCAUAUUACAAAGUCAGCUCGUCGCCGAAGCUGCUUACGAAACUGACUUCGUCGGAACUGAUCUCAGGUUUCAAAAGGCUUUAAUUCUGACCAUGAUUCGUAGCCAGAGACCUGUCAAAUUGACAGCGGGAAAAUUUGCGUUCAUUCAACUGUUCACUUUCACUUGGGUACUGAGAACUUCAUAUUCUGCAUUUAUGAUCUUGCGAAGGGCACAGAAUUGAGUACAAUACGUUUCGCACCUUUGGAAUACGCAUUGCACAUUACAAGAGUACUCGGCCCAGUUACUCGCUCACCUACGUUAGCUAGAUGAAUUAAAUAGUCACUAUA